[Torrubiella] hemipterigena is the source of this 2786-nucleotide messenger RNA. NCBI's taxonomy places the organism in Eukaryota, Fungi, Ascomycota, Sordariomycetes, Hypocreales, Clavicipitaceae. The record is from the annotation of a GenBank genome assembly.
GACCUCCCAGCCUUGCGGUGACGGGGAACGGGGUUAGUAAGAGCCCCGAGAGUUGCUAUGGAGGAGAAGCGGAGAGAGAGACUCAACUGGUACAGCAGCAGCAGCAUCAUUGCAUUGCAUUGCAUUUCUACACCCACCGGAAAUCAACACAAUUUUUUAUUCAAGUCUCGAAAUGGCCCUUCCUGAGAAGAACGACGUGGACGCUCUGGUCCAAAAACUAGCUGCUGCAGCAGACGGGUACACUAGCUCGCCCGACCUGGACGGCCGUAUUGCUCGCCUGGAGAUUGUCGAUGCUGCCAAGAAGCUGAUUCGCUCUGUUUCGGGUCCGGAGAUGACCCCUAUUAACCAUGGAAUGAAUGUGGCUGAGCUGGUGGCGAUCCGCACCUUUAUGAAACUCAAAGUCCUGGAGGCCAUCCCAUUGGAGGGCGGUAUGUCGGUCCAAGACUUGUCCAAAGCGACAGGAGCCCAGGAAUCCCUUUUAGAGCGCUUCGCUAGAAUCCUAGUUGCAACCGGCUUCUUGGACCAAGAACGGCCAGAUGGCGGUGCAUACCUGCAUACCAAGUUCUCGCGUGCCUAUCUUCUUAGCAACCCCGGUCCUGGCCACCUCUUCUUGGCCAUGUAUGAUGCAUGGCUGACAAGCAUGGUGCAGUUCCACGAGUACUUGGGUGCCAAGGGCCAGCUUGAAAAUGCCAGGGAACCGGAUGACGCCCUGUACAAUCCGUACACAUACUCGCAUAAGCAAGAGGGAUCUAGUGUCUGGGAAAUCAUGAGCCAGGACCAGGAGGCCUUUGAGACGUUCCAGAUUGGCAUGGCGGGAAUGAACCACGCUAUCCCAGUAACCGGCCAUUUUGAUUUCAACUCUCUUAAGAACACUCCCGAAGAGAAUAAAAACGGCAUCAUUGAGCUCAUUGAUGUGGGCGGUGGUCAUGGAUCCGUACUGCAGGAGAUUCUCGACAAUAGCCCCGGUCUCACUCCGGCAAACUGUAUGCUGCAAGAUCGGCCCGAAGUGAUUGCGCUCUCCAAGACCGGAAAUACUCUCAAUAAGGACGUACAGAGACUAGAACACGAUUUUAUGACAGAAGAGCCUAUUAAGGGAGCAAAGGCAUACUUUAUGCGCAUGAUUAGCCACGACUAUCCGGACCAUACUUGUAUCAAGAUUCUCAAGAACCUUGCCGAUGCCAUGUCCCCCGAGUCGCGUGUUCUCAUCUGCGAUAUGGUCCUUCCCCCGAGGGUCACAGAGAUUGACUUUCCUGCUGCUGUUAUUGAUCAAGCGGUUAUGGUGAUGGGUGGUAAAGAAAGAACACAAGCUGGAUUCCAGUACCUGUUCGACCAGGCUGGGCUGGAGCUUGUCAAAGUGUGGCGCGUCAAGGGCGUUCCUGGCGCUUGCGUUGAAGGCCGUCUCAAGCGCGCAUAACUGCAGCCGUUUAGUAUAGACAACGUUUAACAGGUCACCCUCAAUGGAGGACGAUGAUUAAUGGGUUUAAUUCGUAAAAUUAUUCUCAUAUUUUGAGGCUCAUUAGAUAACCAAAAUGCAGCAGAGGGCAGUAGUACCAGCGCUUUUAGCCAAUGCAUAUUUGUCGCCAUUGCGCAAUGCUUCUUCCAACACUUUUCUUCUAACCGUUUUCUCAGUCAUAAUAUUCGUCUUUAUUUUCCUUACCACUUGGCCUCCUUGGUGUCGAGGAAAGCCUUGAGGAUGGCAACAAUCUUCUCGAGAGCAGCAAGGUAGACCUUGAGCUCAGCCUCGACCUUGGCGGGGUCGCUACCGAGCUUAGCAUAGAAGUCCUUGCGGUAAGGGCAAGCACCCAUGGCAGCGGAGAAGAUGGGCUUGACAAGGAAGCUGUGGUGAGGCUUCAGGGUGACGGCGUAGGAAGAGCGGAAGGAGUCGGAGAGCUCUUCGUCGGGCUUGGAGAUGUUCUGGGCGAUACCGAUGGAGGUAAACUCGAGGGCACUAGUUGAAAACACAAUUAGCAUGCGAAAUGCAGCGUGCAGCUAUGACAAGACGCUGUGACUUACCGAACGAGCCAAAUGAGACCCUCGGUGGCAGUGUGCUUCUUGGUCUUGAGCUCGCUGGGAACGAGGCUCUGAAGGGUCUCGGAGUCGACGGGGGAGGCGAGGAAUCUGUCGCGGAUCUUCUUGACGUUGCCAAGCAUGUCACUCUUGACGGGGGCAAAGGCAACGGAACCAAGGACAUCUGCAGUGCGCGUAUUAGAACAUACUGAGACCGCCAGACAAGCAGCUCGCUAUGUAGCUGUAACGAGGAUGGGGCAGGAUAACAUACCAAAGAUGGUAAUAAGAGACUCGCUGGCCUCGAGGAACUCAGUGGUGUUGACAGCGUUGGUGGCAGGGUCGAUUGUCACGUCGACAAAAGAUCGCUUAAAGGUGUCGACAAUGGUGCCGCCGGGGGGGAUGGUGGGAGCAGACAUGAUUGCGGGGAAGAGGUUGUUGAGGGGAGGAGUAUAGUUGGAUUGAUGGAUUGGAGAUGGGGAUCAGCAAUGAUGGAGAGGAUACGGCGCGGGUUCCUUUAUACGAUGGGAAAGAAAGAAAGCGUUGAAAUCACGAGACACUGGAGAAACGUGGAGGGACAGCGGUGUGUUGUGUGCGGUCCGGCAGCGGCCAGCUGUCGUGAGCCCCUCCUUUGGCGCAAGCUUUCCAGGGGGUGGUGCGGCGGUGCUAGGCUGGUGCGUGCCGCUGGUGCCCCUCUUCUUUGUUACGGGCGGUGCAUCUGGCGGUAGAACGGGCCUAUCUUUAGUGCGCAAGCUGUGGCCAGCAGGGGGGGCUAAAGGGAG